AGGCAGGGGAAGCUGAUGCCCAUUUCGAGUCAUGUCGAAGGCGGUCGUAUUAUUUUGGUGCUUGCUCGUUGUGUCGUCGGGUCAGCAAAGUUCAGAUCCAAUACUUGUCGAAACUUCUCCUGGGAAUUGCUUUUGUCAACUGCGGGGAAAAAUUGACGACUGCACUUGCUCUGUGGAUACGGUUGAUUAUUUCAACAACAUCAACAUAUACCCGCGGAUGAAAAGCCUGACACACACUGAUUAUUUUAGGUAUUACAAGGCCAAUAUGAAGAGAGAAUGUCCUUUCUGGGCUGAUGACUCCAAAUGCUCAAUAAAGGAUUGCCACGUCUUGGCUUGCUCUCACGACAAAAUUCCGGCUGGAUUACGUUCUGAUCCGGCUGCCAAAUAUUUAGAAUCAAGUCAGGGUGUGACAGAUUGCGACGAUGACCUGGGAUAUCUUGAUAAGACGUUGAGCUCAGCCACUAAAACAAAUCUCGACACGUGGAGUGCGUUUGACGAAGAAUCUCUGACGUACUGUGACGUUGGUGAUCAAAGCGAGGAUAGUGCAGAAUUCGUUGACCUCAUGAUCAAUCCUGAAAGAUUUACCGGCUAUCGAGGGCCAUCAGCUCAUCGAAUUUGGCGGAGCAUUUAUGAUGAAAAUUGCUUCAAGCCUGAUCAGCCUGUAUCCAAUCCAUUCGAGGCGCUUAAGGGAAUGUGUUUGGAGAAACGAGCAUUCUAUCGAGCUGUUUCUGGCUUGCACACGAGUAUCAACAUCCAUCUCUGUGCCAAUUUUCUUCUGUCGGAUAAAAUCACGCCAUUUGCAACCCAGACCUCUCUGUGGGGACCAAAUCUUGAGGAAUUCAGGAUUCGCUUUGAUCCAGAGCUCACAGACGGCUUUGGGCCUCAGAGACUCCGUAAUCUUUAUUUUGUUUAUUUGCUGGAAAUGCGGGCUUUAGCGAAAGCUUCACCUUACCUGCAACAGUUACAGUAUUACACCGGGAAUGAGGAAGAAGAUGGAAGAACGCAACACGCUGUGGAAGAUUUGCUGAGUAUGGUGAAUUCUUUUCCGGAGCAUUUCAAUGAGAAAUAUAUGUUCUCGAGUGGAGAAAGUAGUACAAAGCUGAAGGAGGAAUUUCGAUUACACUUCCUAAAUAUCACACGAAUCAUGGAUUGUGUCGGAUGCGACAAAUGUAAGCUUUGGGGAAAGCUUCAGAUUCAAGGCUUGGGAACUGCUUUGAAGAUUUUAUUCACUCCUGAAGAAGACAUCGUUCCCAUCAAGACGCAGGAUAGGGAAUUUGCCGCGUGUCAGUGUUAUGCUUACAGUGCCCAGCCGAAUCUUCAACCGAUCCCCGAGCCUGCCGCAGACGGCGCAGAAGUUAUUUAUCCGGAGAAGAUCUCUCGCUUAGCUGAUCAAAUAGUCGGCCUGUCUCUGGUUGAAGUGUCUGAGUUGAAUUCGUUGUUGAAGAAGCGAUUGAACAUCCCGGAUGUUCCCUUGAUGGGUGGUUUUGUUGCGGCUGGUCCUGGGGUCGGAGCUCCUCAGGAGGAGGAAGAAGUAGAGCCUCAGAAGGUGCAAACAAUGUUCACGUUGAAAUUGACAAAAUUCGAUGAAUCGAAGAAGGUGGCACUGAUCAAGGAAAUGAAGAAUCAAAUGGAAGGCAUGAACCUGGUUCAGGCAAAGAAGUUUGUCGAAGGGGCGCCGCAGGUCGUGAAAGCGGAUAUUACGAAAGACGAAGCGGAAAGUUUGAAGGCAGCCUUGGAAGCAGUUGGCGCCUCCUCUGCUGUUGGAUCGAAUAAUGAGAAAUACUCGACAUCAGCGGGUUGUUUUCUUUCCAAUAAUGGACUUGAACCUGAUCUGCCCUUCAAGGCAAUGAAUCCUGAUCUGGGGACUCGGAUAGAAUCGUGCGUCGAUUAUUGUCGAGACCUGUACUACAAAGUGGCUGGUUUACAAAACGGAGACUGCAUGUGUGGAUCAAUUUUUGGUCAAUAUGGUCCCGCGAAAUGUGACGUUUUAUGUCAAGGCAAUGAGCGGCAAAUUUGUGGUGGAUUGUCAGCCAUUUCUGUUUACUUCACGGGUCAUAAUGCUCCAGGUCCGGUGUCGGAGAUCGCGGCGAAGAGGACGAAAAUCCUCGAUCGUGAUGACACGUUGCAUUUGACGUGGAAAGCCCCGGAGAUUCUGAAUGGACGUUUGAAAAGUUACAAGAUCGAAGUAUUGAACGUCGUGACUGCGUAUGGCUCUGCUACGCGGAGUUUUAGACCCAGGUCUUGGGAUGUUGAUGCCGGAUCAACGGACGCGGACAUGACGGGAAUCGCACCCGGUGUUGAAUACAAUGUUUCCGUUGUGGCGGAGAACGAAUCCGGGAUGGGUCCUGCAGUUUAUGCGAAUGUCUGGAGCCGUGUUGGAGGCAAGCGCAACUUGGAUGUUUUUCUUCAUGAACGAAUAUUUAUUACCCUGCCACCGACUCCUCCUUUUCCGAAGCUUGUGGCGAAAUCGAAUGGGAAAAUGACGGUUGAACUCAAACCGGUGGAACCGACUGGAGGCCCGAUAUCUGUCUAUCAAGUUGUGGUGAUUGAUGAGAGUUCGCCUGUUUUAUUCAAACCCGAGCUGCUGACUGACUUCGAUACUGCAGAAAGUGAAGGAACUCCUUAUUAUAUUGCUGCUGAAAUCGCCGGAGUGUACCUGCCGGAAAGUUUCACUGUCGGCGAUAACCGACGGUACGGGAAAUAUUGGAACAAGGGUUUGCCAGAUGGACGAGACUUCCAUGUGAUCCUCGGAGCGUUGUCCACUUUGAACGGGGAAACGAGAGCGUCUUAUGGAAGACCGGGACACGAGCAGCACGAAGGUUUCCAUGACGGGCAUCAGCACACUCAUGGUGAUCAUGUGCAUGAGCAUGAUCACGAUGAUCACGAAGAAGAUUCCGGGGGAUUGGGUUUCAUUAGUGGGAAUUGGACGCCCGUGACAAUUGCCUUGGGCGUUGCCAUUGCCGUCUUCGGGACCAUGUUGUGUGCCUCUGUUGUUAUCUAUGGGUUGAUGCGAAGAAGAGUUAGUCGGAGACGGCGUCGUCGGCGCGGAAGCAACAUGAAGCAACCCACGCGUCGGUUUGAUCAGCAAGAGCUCACGGUUUCUGCUUCUCAUCUGGUCACCAGUCGAGAACCAAUGGAUGCAGCGUAUGUUUCGAGCGUAUUCCUGGUUGAGGAAGAGAGUUUGGAAUCUCCUGAUGGAACCGGACUCAGAGGAGUGGACAAGUACGAGCGUUUAAAACGAAAGGUUUGGAAUAUCCCGGAAAUAUCUUUGCAAAUACAUCCUGAGGUACUUGGAAAGGGGAAGUUUGGCCUGAUCAAACAGGGUUCCGUCACGAAAAAGGGCACCGCAGUUGGGGCCGCUGUUCAUUCAUUUGAAGAUGCGAAAAUGAGCGAAGCCCAGAAGCGGUCGAUGUUGCAAGAUUUGGAAUUGAGCAUCAGAAUGGGUUCUCACAUGAAUCUCGUGCAUUUGAUCGGACUUUGCGAAGGAAUAGAAAACAUUUACGUUGUCGUGGAAUAUUUCCCCACGUCGCUGAAGCAGUAUCUCCUCGAUUCAAGAAAUGCGGAGCGCAUAUCUGGUCAAAAAGACAAAUCUUUGCCGGUUUCUUCUGCUGGAGCAACUCAUUUGUUGGAGGUUGCCGUUGGCAUUGCAAUGGGCAUGUCACACCUGGCCUCCAUCAAGGUGACGCACCGGCAGUUGUGUGCAAAAGUUGUUAGUUUGGUCGGAGGGAGCGUGCCAAAAAUUGGCGGCAUUUCUUACAGUCACUACAACUCGUUGGCUCAGGCUCCUGAUUUCACUCGUUGGUUGCCGCAAGAAGCCUUGAAAAGCCCGCAAUACGCGUUUUUCCCGCCAAAAGGGGAUAUUUGGUCGUUCGGAGUGCUUCUUUGGGAAAUCGCCACUUUGGGAGCAACGCCGUAUGGAGACAUCAGGUCAAACGAAGAGCUUAUGUCGCGGGUUAUGAAGGGUGUGCGACUUGCACAAGCACCUACCAUAGAAGAUGAAUUCUAUAAUUUAAUGGCGUCCUGUUGGGAAGCAGAAGUGUCGGAAAGGCCAACCUUCCACAGCUUGCAAGCCCAGUUGCGGGCCAUGGCUCAGAACAGUGCUUUGUUUUCUCCCCUCUCAGAAACAAUGGCGGACGAUGAGAAUUCCGGUGGAAUUGGUGAAAAGUGUUCAUUGGGAGAAGAUGGAAAUGAUGUGGAUCCAGCAUCUGCAGAUAAAGGAAAUGAGGCAUCUAUGGAGCGUGAAGUUGAUGCUGAGACUCGUUGUGAAGAUUCACUCGCUGAUCAAAGUGGAAAAUCGCCUGUUGAAGGCAAAACAGAUGAGGAUAGUUCAGUGCCCAAAGAUCUCAAGUCCAAUGUGAUCGGAAAAGAAACUCCGUCAGAACCGGUGUGGGAAAAUGGUCGUUAUGUGCACACGGAUCCCGAAACCAAAGAAAAGCGAUACUGGGAUGAGGCGUCAUCCGAAUGGAAGCCUUUACCGUCGUCAUCGUCUGACCCAAUUUGGGAAAAUGGGAGAUACGUGUGCAUUGACCCUGUGACCUCUGAGAAGAAAUACUGGGACGACGAUGCUUCGGAAUGGAAAUCAAUUGAGGGAGCGGACCAAACUUCCCCUCCUUCGCAGAAUUGCGAAUUUCGAAACGGGGCUUACAGGCACGUUAUUUUUGAGAAAUGUUUUUGCAAAAGAACUGAAAAGAAGAAAUGCUUGCUCGUUGUGUGGGCCGCGAACAGAUGUAAGGACGAGAAAGGAGAGGAACUCGUGUGGGUGCCGAGUGCUAGUGAAUGGCGAAAAAAUGAGCACUUCGUGGACAAGGACACCGGGAAAAAGUGUUACCGAGACGCCGUUGACAACACUAUUUACGAAUGGGACGAGGGCAAAAGCGCUUGGUUUCCUCUCAUAGACGAAGAUUUCCUCGCAGUUUACCAAAUGCAGUACGGGGUUGCGAACGAGGACGAAGAAAAAGUGGAGGAAAAGGCGAAGGCCGAGGAACCGGAAAAGCAGGAGGAGAAACCAGCAAAGAAAAGAAAACCUGAAAAUCCAACCUGGUUUCAAAUAGAAGCCGAGAAGAAUACGAAUGUUUAUGUACAAGGUCUGCCCUUAGAUAUUACGGAGGAAGAAUUUGUAACGACCAUGUCAAAAUGUGGUUUGGUGGCAAAAGACCCGGACUCCGGAAAAAUGAAGGUGAAACUUUAUUUGAAUAAAGACGGCAAAGUCAAGGGUGAUGGACGCUGUUGUUACAUUCGCCGGGAAUCUGUCGACCUCGCCCUUCAAAUUUUGGAUGGCUACAACCUCCGAGGAUUCAAUUUGAAAGUUGAGCCAGCUGAAUUCACGCAAAAGGGAGAAUACGAUCCUACGAAAAAGCCGCGGAAAAAGAGGAAACAGGAAAAGGAGAAACUGAAGAAAAUGCAGGAGAAACUUCUGGCUUGGAAACCGGAUGAGCUCAGAGGACAGCGUCCAAGGAGCGACAAAGUCGUCAUCAUGAAGAACCUAUUUGACCCUGAAACUUUCAAGAAAGAUCCAAAACUCAUUUUAGACGUGCAGACGCAAUUGAAGAGCGAGUGCGAAAAAUUCGGCGGCGCGAAAAAGGUGGUGCUUCACGAUCGGCAUCCCGACGGCGUGGCGGAAGUAGUGUUCAAGGAAUUCGAGAAUUCCGACUUGUGCGUGCAAAUCAUGAACCGGCGACUCUUCGGCGACCGGCGCCUCAUCGCCGAGUUGUGGGACGGUAAGACGAAAUAUAGGAUAGAGGAAACGGAGGAAGAACGCAAGGAACGGCUCGGGCAAUGGGAAAAGUUUCUAGAGUCUGAUGAUACAGUACUGAACGGNUCGACUCUUCAGGAGAAACUUCUGGCUUGGAAACCGGAUGAGCUCAGAGGACAGCGUCCAAGGAGCGACAAAGUCGUCAUCAUGAAGAACCUAUUUGACCCUGAAACUUUCAAGAAAGAUCCAAAACUCAUUUUAGACGUGCAGACGCAAUUGAAGAGCGAGUGCGAAAAAUUCGGCGGCGCGAAAAAGGUGGUGCUUCACGAUCGGCAUCCCGACGGCGUGGCGGAAGUAGUGUUCAAGGAAUUCGAGAAUUCCGACUUGUGCGUGCAAAUCAUGAACCGGCGACUCUUCGGCGACCGGCGCCUCAUCGCCGAGUUGUGGGACGGUAAAACGAAAUAUAGGAUAGAGGAAACGGAGGAAGAACGCAAGGAACGGCUCGGGCAAUGGGAAAAGUUUCUAGAGUCUGAUGAGUAG
Molecule: messenger RNA, 6232 nt
Organism: Notodromas monacha
Lineage: Eukaryota; Metazoa; Arthropoda; Ostracoda; Podocopida; Cyprididae
Source: the annotation of a GenBank genome assembly